AUCAUGACGUCGACAAAGGCGGAGGACGUGAGCCCGGAAUGGAAGCAUCUGUCCGACAAGGAGAAGUCGACCCUGAACGAUUGGGUCACCUUCUUUUCCAAGAGGUACAACGUUGUGGGGAGGGUAGAAGGUGCGACCAACUUUGAGUAAGAGUAUUGUGGAUCACGGUCGCUCUGAUGCUCCUGCUGGGAGAGGAGGGAACCCUUCUAUCAUCUUCUCUGGGAUUGGUGGUUUAUAUUGCUGCCAUUUUUGGUACAAUUCCACGGGCAGUUCGAUGCCGUCUGGUCGGCUCGACGGAUCUAUCAUGUGCGGAAGCCGGAUGGAAUAUCUCAGAAAGUUGUGAGUGUUGCCUGAGGGCGUGGUAUGUGGCAUUUCGAUUAUUAUACCGUGGCUGUCAUCGAGCUCGAUGGAACGUGUGUCUUGGUAUUGCUGGAAUCAGGUACGUUGCGCCGGGAUUCGGUCUCAGCGUUCCAUCUUACCGUGACCCGUUCACCCAAGUGUGAUGUAUAAGCGUAUUUCUUGACCGAAGCUGGCGAAGCAAAGUACUAGUACUAUGGUAUUAUAACUAAGGUAUGGUACUAUUGGCAGUGGCAAUGCAAGACUCCAUAUCAUGCUGAGUCUCUCCGAACACAGAAAAAGAAGUGG
Messenger RNA from Canariomyces notabilis, 645 nucleotides. RefSeq lists its product as uncharacterized. The record is from RefSeq and is a predicted model, not a curated record. The transcript is spliced from 2 exons. Lineage: Eukaryota; Fungi; Ascomycota; Sordariomycetes; Sordariales; Chaetomiaceae. Bases 177 to 503 code for a protein of 108 amino acids.